This is a messenger RNA of Paracoccidioides brasiliensis Pb18, 312 nucleotides long. RefSeq lists its product as uncharacterized. The record is from RefSeq and is a predicted model, not a curated record. The transcript is spliced from 2 exons. The coding region runs from base 1 to 312 and encodes 103 amino acids.
AUGCCUGGUAUUCUAACCCAGAAUACCGUAAAUCGAUUUAUGCAUGAAGGAUCAAAGAGCCCGCGUAUUGUUAUCAUUCAUACACAUGCUUCGGGGCCCUGGAGACAUGCUUCGGCUUAUUGGAAAGGACUAGCUCGGGCCGAAAGAGAAAUUAAGCAUUCGGGAUCCAUCCCAGAGAGCUAUUACUAUCGACCCAAAUCGGAAAUUUCCAAGAAUUUGACUUGGUAUAGGAAGAGCAAAUCUGUUGGGAGCAGGAAUGGUGUUGAUGGGGAUUCUGACCUCAUCUCAUCGAACUAUAAACUAGGCAUAUAG